Antechinus flavipes (yellow-footed antechinus) is the source of this 921-nucleotide messenger RNA. RefSeq names its product olfactory receptor 4C11-like. Gene Ontology annotation, biological process: G protein-coupled receptor signaling pathway. Lineage: Eukaryota; Metazoa; Chordata; Mammalia; Dasyuromorphia; Dasyuridae. Gene Ontology annotation, molecular function: olfactory receptor activity; G protein-coupled receptor activity. Bases 1 to 921 code for a protein of 306 amino acids. The record is from RefSeq and is a predicted model, not a curated record. The transcript has a single exon. Gene Ontology annotation, cellular component: membrane.
AUGAAAAACAAUGUGACUGAAUUCAUUCUUCUUGGACUGACACAAGACCCAUUGAAACAGAAGGUAGUAUUUGCCAUCUUUUUAGUUUUCUACACUGCAACUGUGUUAGGAAACUUGCUGGUCAUUUUGACGAUCAAGACCAGUUCCACACUUGGGUCUCCCAUGUAUUUCUUUCUGACCUAUUUGUCUUUUGCAGACUCUUGUUUCUCGAGUACUAUAGCUCCCAAACUGAUUGUAGACAACCUCUCUAAAAAGCAGACUAUUUCCUUUGAUGGAUGCAUGACCCAACUAUUUUGUAUGCAUUUCUUUGGAUGCAUGGAAGUCUUGGUCCUUGUUCUCAUGUCCUAUGACCGCUAUGUAGCCAUCUGUAAACCUCUGCACUACACCGUCAUCAUGAACCAGAAAUUAUGUGGGAUUUUAGUAAUAUUUGCUUUGGUGGGGGCUUUAGUGCAUUCUAUCACUCAGAUUGCUCCUGCAUUUAAUUUACCCUUCUGUGGUCCCAAUGUGAUUGAUCACUAUUUAUGUGACUUACAGCCUUUGUUGAGAUUGGCUUGUGCUGACACAUAUGUGAUAAACCUAUUGGUUGUUUCCAAUAGUGGGACUGUAUGCAUGGCAAGCUUUACAAUUCUAAUGACCUCCUAUAUUUUUAUCCUUUAUUCACUAAGAAAUCAUAGUGCAGAAGGGAAGCGUAAAGCCUUGUCCACCUGUACCGCCCACAUAAUUGUGGUUAUUAUAUUUUUUGUCCCUUGUAUUUUUAUAUAUACUCGGCCCCCAAUUAUCUUCCCUGUGGAUAAGUUGGUAUCUGUGUUUUAUACUAUUGUAACUCCCUUGCUCAACCCCUUGAUCUACACCCUGAGGAAUGCAGAAGUUAAAAAUGCUAUGGCUAAGCUGUGGAGUAAUAGACUGAAUUCAGACAAAUAA